AUGGAAGGUCCGCGAGCCCUUCCUGUCCUGACGACAACCCCAAUGAGACCUCAUGACCUCCCGAUCGAGGUAGCUGACGAUGAUGUUGCUGAGCUUGCGGGCCCGUUGGAGGCGGAGUCCGUGGACGAGCUCCAACGGUUCCAGAUAUCCUUCACGGUCGACCGCGUAGAUCGAAAAACCUGGGCCGACUGCAAGAGGUUUUAUAAACUGAAAGGCAGCUUCGGAGAACAGCCGGAUGAGACAAUCAAGCGCAGGUCACUCAAGCCUCGCCAGGCGUUCGCGGUUUACUGGAUGCUGACAAUCGAGAAUGCACUCAAUGGAGAAUAUCUGGCGGAUGAUAUGGGCUUGGGCAAGCGGCUAUACCAGAUACCUGGAUACAUUCAAGAGCAUCAGCAGCAGCAGUCAAAAAAAUUCCGACCGGAACAGUUUUCAAAGCUUCAAAAGCACUCGCGCUCUUUGACUUCGCUGGACACAUGGCCGGAUGGUGCAACCCUCCAACUCCCGAUCACCAGUCCCUGGGGACCGUCCGUCUUUCUCAUGCCACGCACGCAUAUGGCGGCAGCUCUCUUGGGUCAUCUAGGCUGGGAUGAACACGGCAUCAUGGACGGGUUAAACCUAUUGUUUACGGGUCCACCUUUCGUACUACAAUCGAUGCUUGCAACACGAUAG
Molecule: messenger RNA, 669 nt
Organism: Aspergillus novofumigatus IBT 16806
Lineage: Eukaryota; Fungi; Ascomycota; Eurotiomycetes; Eurotiales; Aspergillaceae
Exons: 5
Coding region: 1-669 (222 amino acids)
Source: RefSeq, a predicted model, not a curated record